Molecule: messenger RNA, 2001 nt
Organism: Cimex lectularius (bed bug)
Lineage: Eukaryota; Metazoa; Arthropoda; Insecta; Hemiptera; Cimicidae
Product: putative inhibitor of apoptosis
Exons: 8
Coding region: 160-1743 (527 amino acids)
Biological process (GO): positive regulation of protein ubiquitination; negative regulation of apoptotic process; regulation of cell cycle
Cellular component (GO): nucleus; cytoplasm
Molecular function (GO): cysteine-type endopeptidase inhibitor activity involved in apoptotic process; ubiquitin protein ligase activity
Source: RefSeq, a predicted model, not a curated record
ACACUUUCAAGGUCGGUAGGUGAUAACCAUUGCAGAAGUUUGAAGGUACAACAACGAAAGUUUUAUGUCGGGACAGUUUUAUGAUGCAAUUUUAUCAAAUUGACUUGAUCCGCUAGUUAACGUGCGCGUACCGGCGGUGAGAGGGAAAAUUAACAAAAAAUGAAUUCGGAAGAGAGCAGGCUCAGGACUUUCUUGAACUGGCCGGAAAAUGCUCCGGUCGACAGCAAGAGGAUAGCUAGAGCUGGCUUUUAUUACAUGGGGCAGGGUUUGGAAGUACAGUGUUUCCGCUGUGGGAGCAGGAUCUCCGAUUGGAAUUACGGCGAUAAAGUUAUGGCCAAGCAUAAAGCUCUCGACCCCCGAUGCCCUUUCGUCCAGAACCCUACCAACUCUGGAAACAUCCCUUUGGUCAUCGCAAGGCUCUCUCUUACCUCGCCGACAGAGCAGACCGAGGUGAAGAAGAAGCAGGAAGACAGGGUCUUCUUCUACGACGAGAAAGCUCGACUUGAGUCCUUCGCGACCUGGCCUUUCCUCCAUGUACCUCCUGCCAGGUUGGCCAAGUCUGGCUUCUUCUACCUUCAAGAUAACGCCAAGGUUCGCUGUGCGUACUGCGGUGGUGUGAUUGAGGAUUGGAGAGAAGGCGAUGAACCAGAUUUAGUGCAUAUAGAACGUUUCCCAAACUGCUCUUACGUUAAAGAAAUCAUAGAUAAGGGUGUUUUGGUGAAAUCUGGUUCAUUGACAUUUCAAGAUACUUGCGAUGGAGACAAUGAAACAUUCAGGGCGUUAGGAAUACAGAGUCACAGGAUACCCAAGACACCUCGAUACUCGACAUACGAAUCUAGGAUAAGAACGUUUUGCCAGUGGCCUGAAAGUUGUGCUCAAACGCCCUCUGACCUCGCGCAAGCCGGUUUCUACUUCAAAGGCCCAGGGGACGAGGUACGAUGUUUUCAUUGUGAUGGAGGGCUGCACCAUUGGCAGAAAGUUGAUGUGCCUUGGGUUGAGCAUGCCAGGUGGUUCGGUGAAUGUGGCUUUUUGGCACUUGUCAAGGGACCUGAGUACAUCGAGGAUGUCAGGAAAUCAUUCCCUGCAAGGCUUACAAAAGAAGAGGAAAACGUUCUGUCGAAAAUACCGAAAAGUUCGGUUAGGAAUACAGUUACAGAAGAACAGCUGAGGGAGUUCAUGAGUUCUCAAGUUGCAAUAAUGGCACUCCAAGUGGGUAUUGAAGCAUCACGCGUUAAAUCAGCAAUAAGGCACAAAUUAGAGACAACUGGGCUUCCAUUUGAAAAUGCAGAUAAUCUCAUAGUCGCAGCCCUUGAAGUACAAAAUGAAGAAAAUCAGUCGAUGGAUGAAGAGUAUUGGUCGAUACCGACAAAUUCCCCUGUUCCAAGGGUUCGAGCUAUCAUGCCAAGGCUGGAAAUAUACAACUCGACUGCAUCUGAUGAAUCUGAAGACGAGGAAGAACAAAUCUGCAAUGAAGAGAGGAGAAAAAAUAAUUCCCAAGUUAUUCAAGAAGUAAAAAUCGAAGAGGACAUCAAGCCAAAAGAAAACCAAGAGAUAUCUUUAGAAGAGGAAAACAGAAAAUUGAGAGAGGCGAGGCUUUGUAAGAUAUGCAUGGACAUUGAAGUCGGCGUUGUUUUCCUUCCUUGCGGUCAUCUUGUUACCUGUGCCAAUUGUGCCCAUUCCCUCAAAGACUGCCCACUCUGCCGACAACUGAUCAAGGCCACCGUCAGAACAUUUCUCUGUUAAAUCCAUUUUUAAAUGCCUUAUUUAAAACACAAAAACACAAUAUCAAUUUUAUGUUAAAUCUGUGAUCGUUUAAUGUAGUUUUUUUUAUGACAGUUUUCCGUAAUCGACUAACUGUCAGGGCAUAAUUAAGCUUGGGCGACUUAAUGCUUUAAUCUUUACCUCUAUUGAGAAUUAUCCUUAGAUUCUAACUAUCAAACCUUACCAAUUGACAAACACAAGGUUUUAUUGUCUAAAUUAAUAAAUUUAAUUGAUUGUUAA